UCUCAUCUUCAUAAAACAGAAAUCCGAAACAAACAACAAAGUGUUCAUCUUCAUCUUCAAAACCACAGCAAUCAACCUAGGGUUAGGGUUUACACUCAGUCCAAUCUCACCAUGGCUCGUAACGAAGAGAAAGCUCAAUCGAUGCUCAACAGGUUCAUCACCAUGAAAGCCGAAGAGAAAAAGAAACCUAAAGAACGCCGGCCGUUCCUCGCCUCCGAGUGCCGAGAUCUCUCCGACGCCGACAAGUGGCGUCAGCAAAUCAUGCGCGAAAUCGGCCGGAAAGUCGCCGAAAUCCAAAACGAAGGUUUAGGCGAGCACCGGCUCCGUGACCUAAACGACGAGAUCAACAAACUAAUUCGAGAGAAAGUGCAUUGGGAGCGUAGAAUUGUAGAGUUAGGUGGACAUAAUUAUUCGAGAUAUUCAGCGAAAAUGACUGAUUUGGAUGGUAAUAUUGUUGAUGUACCAAACCCUAGCGGACGUGGACCGGGAUAUAGGUAUUUCGGUGCGGCGAAAAAGCUUCCUGGAGUGAAGGAAUUGUUCGAGAAGCCGCCGGAGUUGAGGAAGCGAAGGAGUCGGUACGAUAUAUAUAAACGGAUUGAUGCGAGUUAUUAUGGAUAUAGAGAUGAUGAGGAUGGGGUGUUGGAGAAGGUGGAAGGGCCGGCGGAGGAACGGAUGAGGGCGGAGGCGGUAGCGGAGUGGAUGAGGAUGGAGGAGAUUAAGAAGGAGGCGAGGCGGGCGGUGAAGAGCGGGGAGGUGGCGGAGGUGGGUGUGGCGAAGGCGAUAUUGUUUGAGGAGGAGGAGGAUGUGGUGGAGGAGGAGAGGAGGGUGAAGGAGUUGGAGGAGAAGGAGAAAGAGAAGGAGUUUGUGGUGCAUGUUCCGUUGCCGGAUGAGAAGGAGAUUGAGCGGAUGGUUUUGGAGAAGAAGAAGAUGGAGUUGUUGAGUAAGUAUGCUAGUGAGGAUCUUUUGGAGGAGCAGACUGAAGCGAAAGCGAUGCUUAAUAUUCAUCGCUAGAUUGGUGGAUAACUAUACUCCGGAUGCGGUGACAUUAGAAUCUUGGUUUCAUAAUUUUAGUAACACCUGUUGCUUUCGAGUCCCAGACACAGCUUUAAUUGGAUAUUUGGGUAAAAACAAGUUAAAGACUCUUCUACAAGGUUAGAAGGGAAAAAGAAACUGUACAACUUUGUUCGGUUUUUGUCAUCGAGUUUAAUGUUUUCCAUUGGAAUACUGCAGCCUUUUGCUUAUAUUGUUACCCAUUCAACUUCGGUUUACUUAAAUGGCAGUCAACGGUAUGUUAGUCGUAUAAUCUUUUUUUAAGUUGUUUGUUUGAGUGAUUUAUUAAAUUUAGAAGCAUUGGGUCUU
Molecule: messenger RNA, 1359 nt
Organism: Helianthus annuus (common sunflower)
Lineage: Eukaryota; Viridiplantae; Streptophyta; Magnoliopsida; Asterales; Asteraceae
Product: pre-mRNA-splicing factor ISY1 homolog
Exons: 2
Coding region: 112-1011 (299 amino acids)
Biological process (GO): generation of catalytic spliceosome for second transesterification step; mRNA 3'-splice site recognition
Cellular component (GO): post-spliceosomal complex; catalytic step 2 spliceosome; post-mRNA release spliceosomal complex
Source: RefSeq, a predicted model, not a curated record